GGUGACUCGAGCUGAUCUUUUAUAGAUGGUCGCAGCAGCAAGGAAGUACGACGUCACCGAGUUUGACAGAUCUGCAGAAGGUCUCUCUGUUUCAGAACCGUACUCAUGUUUCGGCUGAAGCAGAUUCAUUUGUUUCACUCGUCUCUCCUCACAUUGAUUGUAUGUCAUACACAGGCUCUGAAGGUGGUUUGGCCAUUCUUAGCUACGGGCACUUGGACUAUUUUUGUAUUGUGCCACAACGCAUGCAUGUAAGAGCGAGCAUUUGUUGCGGCCCGCGAUGCAGAAGUCACGUAGUCCCAUCUUCUUAAAAGUAUCGCAAAGAGCAGGCUCCUUAUCAUCAUGACGCAAGCUGCAAUGGCGCGCGAGGUCGCGCUGCGGCAAGGUUUGCUGGAAGCCGAUGCGGAUUGGACGUACUAUUUUCAACACGUGAAUCAAAUUCAAAACCGAUUAAGGAAUCACAACGCAUCUUCAAUACUAGCAGUAUUUGGCGAGAGAGUAAAAAGUUUUGCGCAUUUCAAGUUUUCGCACUACUCAAAAAUAGGUACGUGAAAAAGCGGGAAGCCCAGGAAAUUGUCCCCCGCCUUUACCUCGGCCCUUAUGCGGCGGCGUGCAACGAGGAGCACAUGCGGGCAAUUGGAGUCACGCACUGCAUCAUUUUUCGGGCCCCGGAAGAGAACCGGAUUAUCAAGCCGAAAUUUCCGUCCUUUGUCAAAUACGACGUCAUCGAGUGCAGUGACACCGCGCAGCAAAACCUCAUUCCACUGUUUCCGCUGGUAAAAGCCGCGGUGGAUCAGGUAUAGGUAGAGGUGAUUUUUUUAUAGAGAUUAUCUUCGGGUUUUGAAUGCACAUGAAAAGGUUUUACACCCACUUGCUUUCCCUUUAUUUGCAGGUUCUUGCUAUGAGCCGCGAUCACCGCAUCCUUCUUCAAGGCACAGUCGGGUAUCAGAAGAAAUUAUGUCUGAAUCAGGAAGAUGAACGGAGAAAAUUUAUGUGGUUGCUUUUCAUGGACGAGAAGCAAAGCCUGCACGCCAUAGCUCCGUUACAGUUUUACAUAAUCUCAAUUGAUUUUUUGUACGUGCAUAGGCGGAUGGAUUUUGCAACAGACACACGCACACCAGCGGUGGCUUCACCCUCGUGUCAUGCGUGGCCCAGGUUGUAGAUAGUUGACGAAGUUAGAGUUCUACAGCGGUAGCUAGCAUUGGUUGGAGUUUGCACCAUUUCUUCCAGACUCAGACACAAUUUACACUGCAUAUGGAAAUGAGCCGGUCUGCAGCAUUCGCGGCUGCCUACGUUAUGGAAUCGUACAAUCUGUCCUGGGAGGCGUCGAUUUACUACGUUGGCACGCGCCGGUAUGGAAGCGGUAGGUUUGAAAUCGUCAAAGUUGAAAGAAUCUGUAAUGCAUAAAAUGCAUGACCCGAGGUGCGUGUGUUGCAGAGCAGGCAAGUGAUGCCGAUUGGAAGCCUGUUUGGGGUUACAGCUCGAGGUGCUAAAGUAGCAUGAGAAAAUCACUCUUCUUUGCCUAAAUAGCAUGACAGACUGGAUUUAGGGACCGCCGAAAUUUGUCAUUCGCCACUGGGAAACUGGGUUCCAACUGGCAUCCAUUUUAUGCAUGACAAAUUAUUUCAACUUUGUCGAUUUCAACUCUGACACAUCCAUAGCCGGAACUGCGUUUCCGUGAACGAAAAUUUCCGAAUUCAGCUCCGGGAAUACGACAUGAUCUGGAAAACCCGGCAGAGACAGCAGCAGCAAACUGCGACAGUCAAUAGUACCGGCAUGAUGAUACCAAAUCAACACACUGGUGCGACGGCAAACGGGCAGCCGGGCGGGGUAGCCCUGCAGCAGCUCGCUGGUGUUCAGCAGAGUCAACUCCAAGAACCCUACGAGCAAAUAAUGCUGCCACAGCCUGGAGGCGGCAUGAAGCGGCGUCUAGAAUACGACGACAACACGGACGCAGAAGUGUUGCCAGUGCCCAGCCACGAAAACCAACCGGGAGGAGUAAAGCCAGAUAUAGUGGCAAUGGACAACGGAUAGGAUAAUUUUCUUGUGAUAACUUUGCUCAUGAGAAGAUUUUCUUGUUCUUGCUGCACCAACUUGAAUUUGCAAUGCUGGAAGACAAGAAGGUUGGUGUCUUUCUCAGACGACUUUCUCUUUCACUCGACGCUGUAAUUGUAGUGUACUCCGACGCCAGCGUCGUUCUACAUUAAUUAUUAAGGAAAGACGCGACAGCGGCGCAGGUGAAUAGUCACUUACAAGUAGUACCGCAAACAAAGGCUGGUCUGUUCCUACUAAAAUGUCACGCAAGAUAGAAUGUCUCCUCGCAUUUGUACUUCCCGUUUGGAGGACCUGAGAGGCUUGUUACCUAUGCUUGAG
Messenger RNA from Amoebophrya sp. A120, 2370 nucleotides. The record is from the annotation of a GenBank genome assembly. NCBI's taxonomy places the organism in Eukaryota, Dinophyceae, Syndiniales, Amoebophryaceae.